UGAUAUUAUUAUUGUUAUUGUAGAUUCCAUUCAUUCAUUGUUGCAUUUUAUUCGUGUAUUUGUAUUUGUACUAUCGCUUUCUUUGUCCCUGUUACUGGCUCCGGAGCGGCUUUUAGCCAGCGCAUCCACCGAGGCACAACGUAGCCACAUCUACCAAAACCUCAUACCUUGUGCAGCAACUAUAAACUACUAUACAAAUUUAUGCAGAGAGCGGACGGCAGUUCAUAAUGGACUGAGGGCAUACAGAGACAGAUAACUUGCAUUUUUAAUUGGAUAUUAAUUUGGCAAGGCUUCAAACAGGAAACACAGCAACACCGAAGCUAUGGAUGGGCUUUUUACGCUCGUGUGUCUAAGUCUCCUGAUGGGAGCAGCGUGAGUCCUGAUAUUGCCCCUUGAGUGGACCACAAGAUCAUAGACUGAUGUUUUGACGGUGCCGGGAUAGGUCGUUUAUCGUUGGAUCGCUGCCAUUGACCUUUUCUUUAUCCUCGUCUCAGCUCCGGCUCAUGUCUGUGCUUGGAAUGGGCCUGUUAGUCGGGACGUCUUUGAUUGUGAUUAUCCCCGAAGGAGUCGAGACGUUAUAUAGCUCUCGUGUGAACCCGAGUCAGCAGGGACCUGAAUCUGGGCACCGAAGGAGGGAUGUGUUAGAACAUGGCGUUGAGGUUCGAUGGAACUACAGGGCGGAAGUAGUACCUGUUCCUCGAUCUAUAAACGGACACCGUAUUGAGGAUGAGGCGAAUUGGCGUUUGUCUGGACGGGAGGAGGCGGCUCCUGAAGCGGACAAACCACAGCCUGACGCUCCUGUGGAUGGAGAUGGUAGUGGCGGCAAGAGGAAGAAGGAGGGUAAGGCGGAUGACGGGGACAAGAAUAAGCCGGAUGGACAUCAUGAUGACGACAAGCAUGAGCAUGGCCAUAAGCACGAACAUGAAGAUAGUGGACCACAUGCUUGGAUUGGUGUCGGGCUCAUUAGUGGAUUUAUACUAAUGUAUUUGGUUGACAAGUUGCCGCAAUAUGCGUCUUCGUCUUCCAAGCAGCAACAGAGACCAUACCAUAUCUCCUUGGAUAACCUGGGAACGGGCAUAGGUCGAGGCAUAUCGCCUGCACGAACGAGUGGCGGCGGCUCACGAUCCGGCAGCAGCAGUGCGGGCAUGGCUACGACGGCUGGAUUGGUGAUACAUGCGGCGGCAGACGGCAUUGCACUAGGAGCGUCCACGUCCAACAUGAGCCUGAGUCUGAUCAUUUUCGUGGCGAUUAUGGUACAUAAGGCGCCCGCAUCCUUUGGCCUGACUUCAGUCUUGCUCAAGCAGGGUCAUACAACCAAGAGCGCCAGGGCACAUCUGCUGGUGUUCAGUCUUGCUGCGCCGGUGGGAGCGCUGUUGACGUGGGUUGUUGCACAUACCAUACUUGCAGGCCACGCCAGUGACGAGCAGAGCACCCGGUGGAGGACAGGAAUGCUCUUGUUGUUCUCUGCCGGAACAUUCUUGUAUGUUGCCAUGCAUACGAUGCAGGAGAAUCCCCUCGAGCCAGCCCGUCGAGAAUCUCAUGCAAACGGCUAUGUCGAUGGGCGGGACCCACCGCAACGGCCUAAGCAGUCGAUGAGAGACCUCGUUGCGUCUGUCGUUGGGAUGGUGCUGCCGCUGUUCCUGCAAGUCGGCCAUGCCCAUUGACCCCUGACCUGUAUAUUUUUCUAUCACCAACCUAUCUCCAACGUCACAACGUCUAUCAGCACCUAUCAGCAUCUAGACUACAGCUUCUACAUCUACUCAACUGGAUAUACUUUCUCACGACGAAUGACACUCAUAGAAGAACAGAAACUACGGAGUACAUUAUCAACCGCAACUACUUUGCUUCUUGUAUAUACAUUAUAAAACAACCGCCCAUGUGACGAGAUUAUUUCAUCCAGGCCAGCUGAUCGAUCGGCUGAAAGGUCUUCGCUUCCUCCGGGGAAACGAGAG
This is a messenger RNA of Trichophyton rubrum CBS 118892, 1952 nucleotides long. RefSeq lists its product as uncharacterized. Lineage: Eukaryota; Fungi; Ascomycota; Eurotiomycetes; Onygenales; Arthrodermataceae. Gene Ontology annotation, cellular component: membrane. The record is from RefSeq and is a predicted model, not a curated record. Gene Ontology annotation, biological process: zinc ion transport; transmembrane transport. Bases 504 to 1664 code for a protein of 386 amino acids. The transcript is spliced from 2 exons. Gene Ontology annotation, molecular function: metal ion transmembrane transporter activity.